GGAAACUGACGCUUCUAAACGUGGGACUGCAGAACUGCAUAUCAUCAUCAGAGGAGUGUCAAAAGAAGAUCCAGGUCUCUCUCAGCUGGUAGAAACCCAGCAGGUCGUCACAGUAACACACUCAUGGAACCCAGAGACGUCCUGCAAGUCACCUGGCAAAAAGAGACACAAGGAGGGACUGAAAAUGUGUCCUCCUACAACAAACGUUUUGGUCCAAAAGUAAAUCCACCUUUCCAGGGGAAAGUGGAGUUUCUAAAUGUGGGACUGCAGAACUGCUCUACAGUCAUCAGAGGAGUAUCAAGAGAAGAUGAGAGCUGCUACAAGUGUCUGUUUAAUACUUACCCAGAUGGAGCUAUAAGUAGAAGGAUCUGCCUUCAAGUUAAUGAGCUGUAUGGACCUACACUCCUAGUUACACAAAUCAAUGACACCCGUCCCUUCUUCUCUGGGUUAACUGUCUCCUGCUCUACCACGGGACGACCUGCUCCAGUAGUGGACUUGUUUCUCCCAGUACAAUUGGUUUUGGAAAACUCUACAACGGUCAAUGUCACCCAUCCCAAUGGAACUGUUACUGUCACCAUAACUACCACACUGGCAGUUCCCAGUCUACCUGACAAUGACACCAUGGUUAGGUGUUUGGUGUCAUCCGGCUACAUCAUCAAGGAGGGUUCUGUAAAUAUUCCAAACCUCUUUGCUGGUCCAUCUUCACCUCCAGUCUCCAAUAAUGGUUUGAUAAGGGGUCAUGGUUUGUAGUUAAUACAGGAAUCUCAUGUCUAUACUGGACCUUUGCUUUCCACCUUUUAUCUGUGAAUUGUACUGGUCUCAUCUUGUCAUGUUUUCU
Molecule: messenger RNA, 838 nt
Organism: Esox lucius (northern pike)
Lineage: Eukaryota; Metazoa; Chordata; Actinopteri; Esociformes; Esocidae
Product: OX-2 membrane glycoprotein-like
Exons: 4
Coding region: 124-750 (208 amino acids)
Molecular function (GO): cell-cell adhesion mediator activity
Source: RefSeq, a predicted model, not a curated record